Molecule: messenger RNA, 2466 nt
Organism: Micropterus salmoides (largemouth bass)
Lineage: Eukaryota; Metazoa; Chordata; Actinopteri; Centrarchiformes; Centrarchidae
Product: leucine-rich repeat-containing protein 74A-like
Exons: 14
Coding region: 1010-2383 (457 amino acids)
Molecular function (GO): protein binding
Source: RefSeq, a predicted model, not a curated record
CAAUAAGUUGUGCAAUCAUGCCUUGCUUGCAGCUCCCUUUGUUCAGGGCUCAGCAGGAGAAAUGUCUCCACCACAGAAAGCUGCUGACAGCGUUUUAACAGACAUGACCGCGUACCAUUCCAGCUCUUGUUGACCUUUACUGGCUGCUAAAUUUUAGAAUUUAUCUUAAGAUUUUAUUGCUUUCUUUAAAGCUGCCCUAUGGUUAUAAUAAUUCAAUUGAGUUUUUAUUUCACUGCCUUUUGAUUUUUUACGAAGAUUAAGUUAAAGAAAAUUUUGUAGCCUUGUUUUCAGUUUUUGUUAUAUAAUAAUUAUUAUGUUUGCAAUGUAAUUACAAGACUAGUUAAACUGUUGCUGAAGGAGGCACAACAGCAGCUCACUUUCACUACACUGACACCACAGAUAUAUAAAAGCAAGUCUUGUAAUUAAUAUAUUCAGUUAAUAUUAUAACAACAUGGUCAAUACAUUGAUCUUGGGUGUUUCCUCCCUGAACUUGCUUUCAUAAGAUAUGUAAAGGUAAAUGAAUAAGCCCCAUGUGGUUAGGAUUAGCAAAAACAUUGAGUUGUUAUGAGACCUAUGCCAUAAUGCUUUUCACGUGACACCUACAGGUUGUGGACUAAACACUUCUCAUGCAACAACAAUUGCCCAUCUGCUGCGUUGUACAGUAUUGACUCAGCCUGCGGUCAACAGCUCCAUCUAGUGGAAUGUUUUAUGAACGGCACGACGGUAACUCAGUCGGACUUCACACGAUUAAAAAUACUACUGAUAGAUAUGUCGUCAGCUACUUUUGAAGACAAACGUAAUGGACUAUUUCCCAUUAUAUUUCCUUUUAUUUUCUUCUCAUAUUAUUUUUAUCCACCGGGUUGUUCUUGGAGUAUUUGACCUCCCUAGCAACGGCCAUUGGUUUCCAGUUAAACGGUCAUCUUUCUUUCUUUUUUUUUAACACGUUACACUUCCCAAAUUGACCAAACUUUCUCAGACACAGGUGAGGCUCUCAGGAUCUUGUGGUGUGAUGGAUCAGCUCAGUGAGGAUCAGUCAGUCCUGCCCACGGGAAACCAGGAUCAGAUAGAGGACAAGGAGAAGCCAACCCAGGGCCAAGAGGGCGAUAGUGGUGAUGAGUGGGACACUGAUCUGGAAACAGACGAAGCCACAAAUCAGAGACAGAGUCAGAGACAGAGUUUUUCCCGUGCAGAGCUGUACCUGCAGGCCUGUCGGCGGACAGGGACCAUUCCCGUUUCCUCCUUCCUCCACCACUUGGGUGAAGUUAGUCUCAACCUGAAUCACUAUGGAGUGGGACCUCAGGGGGCCAAAGCUCUGGCCAUAGUUUUGCAAAGUGACAAUCUCAUCACCAACCUUGAGCUGGAGGACAACGCGCUUUGGGCAGAGGGGACACGCUAUCUGAAGGAGAUGCUUCAAACAAACAUCUGCAUUGAGAGUCUAAAUCUUUCCAACAACCAGCUGCACCUUGAAGGAGCGGACAUCAUAUCUAAGAUGCUGUUAGACAAUUACUACAUCAAAUCCAUCAAACUCUCAGGAAAUGAGUUUGAUGAUUCUGCUGCAAAAUGCUUUGCUGACGUUUUAAAGGGUGACUAUGUGGUCAAAGAGCUGGACCUCAGUCACAACAAGUUCUGUGAUACAGGAGGAGAACAUCUGGGUCAUAUGUUAGCCAGAAAUGUAGGUAUUGAAGUCCUAAAUCUGAGCUGGAAUCACCUUCGUAUGCGAGGUGCAAUUGCUUUGAGUGCUGGACUGAAGGUGAACUCAACUCUGAAGCAUCUCCAGCUGUCGAGGAACGGUUUUGGCCACAUCGAGGCAGAGUCGCUGGGUCAAGCUCUGAAACAAAACAGCACGCUGCAGCUGCUGGACCUCAGCAGUAACUGUAUGGACGAUCAGGCCGUGACACUGCUCUGCCAGGGCCUGGCCACCAACGACACCCUCAGGGUCCUCAAGCUCUCCCAUAACCCCCUGACAAAUAUCGGAGCUCUUACGCUGCUCAAGACAGUUAAAAACAACAUGAAAUCAGCAGUGGAGGAGAUUGAUAUUUCUACAGUGUUUGUGUGUGAGGCCUUUGUGGAGCUGCUGGAACAAGCCCGUCAGACGCAUCCCGCUCUGGAUGUUCAAUACAGCAUCAUGAGCUCCGUCACCAGGAACAUAUCUGCCCUCCAGAUCUUUCAGAAAUUCCUUGGAGAGAGAAAUGAGAGCAUCAUGGACUUCUUCCUGGCUUUGGAUUUAAAGGGAACGAUGAGGGUCUCCACCUCUGCUUUCAGGAAGGCUGUAAAAGAAGCUAACGUACCUUUGGAUCAGCGACAGCUUGAGUGGUUGAUCAGGAAGUUUGACCACAAGUGCACAUCCACCAUAAUCUACAGCCAGUUUUCAGAGCUGUCAUAGGUACCGAGAUGUACAGCGCCACUAAUAUAAACAUAGGGAUACCAGAAGGGACAUCUUCAAAUAAAAGCUAAUGGAGUCUGUAA